Molecule: messenger RNA, 1116 nt
Organism: Gossypium raimondii (Peruvian cotton)
Lineage: Eukaryota; Viridiplantae; Streptophyta; Magnoliopsida; Malvales; Malvaceae
Product: rust resistance kinase Lr10
Exons: 2
Coding region: 1-1116 (371 amino acids)
Biological process (GO): protein phosphorylation
Molecular function (GO): ATP binding; protein kinase activity
Source: RefSeq, a predicted model, not a curated record
AUGGUAACAGGUGGAGUUCUGAUACCAAGAACAUUGUUGGGCAUAAUUGGCUUGAUUGCAUUGGUUACAUAUAAAUGGCAAAGGAAGCAUUUAUCUGCUGAUGAUAAAAUUGAAGAGUUUCUUCGAAGUCAGAAUAAUUUAAUGCCUAUAAGGUAUUCUUAUAAUGAGAUAAAAAGAAUUACUAAAGGUUUUAAAGAUAAAUUAGGUGAAGGAGGCUAUGGUUCAGUGUUCAAGGGAAAACUUCGAAGCAAUCAUCUUGUGGCAGUGAAACUAUUGGGCAAAGCUAAAACAAACGGUCAAGAUUUCAUUAGUGAAGUUGCUACGAUAGGGAGGAUUCAUCAUGUUAAUGUAGCGAAACUUGUUGGGUUUUGUGUAGAAGGAUCAAAACAAGCUUUUGUAUAUGACUUCAUGCCAAAUGGAUCUCUCGAUAAAAUUAUAUUCAGUGGAGAAGAUAAAAUUACAUUAAGUUGGCAGAAAACGUUUGAAAUUGCAAUUGGGGUAGCUCGAGGGAUUGAAUACUUGCAUCGAGGAUGUGAUACACAAAUUCUACAUUUCGAUAUCAAGCCGCACAACAUUCUUCUAGAUGAGAACUUUGUACCAAAAGUUUCAGAUUUUGGUCUUGCAAAAUUAUAUUCAGUAGAUGACAGCAUCGUAUCUCUCACAGCAGCACGAGGUACAUUAGGAUAUAUUGCUCCUGAGUUGGUUUACAAAAACAUCGGAGGCAUCUCGUAUAAAGCCGAUGUGUAUAGUUUUGGAAUGUUAUUAAUGGAAAUGAUAGGAAAGAGGAAGAAUUUAAACGAAUUCGUUGAACACUCGAGCCAAACAUACUUCCCCUCAUGGGUUUAUGAUCGAUUCAAUCAAGGAGAGGAUAUAGAGUUAGGAGAUGCUCCAUUGACAAGUACCGAAAAGACAAUUGUGACGAAGAUGAUAAUAGCAGCCUUUUGGUGUAUACAAAUGAAACCUACCGAUCGUCCUUCAAUGAGCAAAGUACUGGAAAUACUCGACACAGAUAUCAAAUUUCUUGAAAUGCCUCCAAAACCAUAUCAACUUCUUCUUGAAUCAUCAAGCAGUACUGAAGAUUAUUUUACUAAAUCCACCUUAGUUGAUUAUAAUUAG